Agrilus planipennis (emerald ash borer) is the source of this 1856-nucleotide messenger RNA. RefSeq names its product transmembrane protease serine 9-like. Gene Ontology annotation, molecular function: serine-type endopeptidase activity. NCBI's taxonomy places the organism in Eukaryota, Metazoa, Arthropoda, Insecta, Coleoptera, Buprestidae. The transcript is spliced from 8 exons. The record is from RefSeq and is a predicted model, not a curated record. Gene Ontology annotation, biological process: proteolysis.
AGACCCAAAGGCAUCAGGCUGUACAGUGGUUUAAUUGAGUAAACUGGCAAUUUAAUUAAAGGAUGAAGUUCACCCUCGUUGUUUUAGGCCUUGUGUGCGCCUUAGCCCACGGGGCGCCAAGCGUACACAAGAUAAACUCACCCCAUCCGGCUUACGUAAAAGAUAUAGAAAUUUUGCCAUCCGACGAUACCAGGAUAAUACGUGGUCUAAAUGCUGUCAGAGACCAAUUCCCCUACCAGGUUUCUCUGCGGUGGGCUUACCUUUCAUCGCCCUCCCACAUCUGCGGUGGUAGUAUCAUCAGUGCUGGGGUGAUACUCACGGCUGCCCAUUGUAUCCGGGACUACGGUACCUACACCGUCGUUGCUGGACUACUGAAUCGACUCGAAAGUACCUCCAAUACUCAAUCCCGAACUGCUAGCAACAUUGUCGUUCACGAAAACUGGCCUGGCGGUAGUUCUGUAUACCCAUGGGACAUUUCCUUAAUUAAAGUAGCCACACCCUUCACCUUGACUUCUUCCGUCCAACCUAUUCAGCUUCCUAACCAAGGUGAUGAAACUUCCGGAACCGUCGUCAUUUCUGGAUGGGGAAGGACAUCAAGUUCAGUUUCCGUUCUCCCAAGCACCCUGCAAUACACCGAUUUAGAAGUCCUACCAAACGACCAAUGCGCUAACGAUUUGAUCGACGUAUUGGGAUAUUCCGAUCCUUUGGACGACACGAUGAUUUGUACCAGCGGGCGCCAAUAUGUGUCGGUUUGCAGUGGUGACUCUGGUGGCCCAUUGGUCCAAGACGGUAUCCAAGUGGGUAUCGUUUCGUGGGGUAUCACACCAUGUGGCGUCACUACUGCCCCGUCGGUCUUCACAAGAGUUUCUUCCUAUUCUGACUGGAUUACCGCCAACUGGACUGGCAAUUCAAGAAUGAAGUUCCUCGUUGUUCUUUUAGGCCUUGUGUGCGCCUUAGCCCAUGGGGCACCAAAGGUACAAAAGGUAAAUUCACCCCGUCCGGCUUACGUAAAAGAUAUAGAAAUUUUGCCGUCCGACGAUACCAGGAUAAUACGCGGUCAAAAUGCCGUCAGAGACCAAUUCCCCUACCAGGUUUCCCUACGAUGGGGCUUCCUUUCGACGCCCUCCCACAUGUGCGGUGCUAGUAUCAUUAGUCCAUCGAUGGUACUCACGGCUGCCCAUUGUAUCGAAGACUACGGUACCUACACUGUCGUUGCUGGACUUUUGAAUCGAGUCGAAAGCACCUCAUCUACUCAAAGCCGAAGUGUCAGAAGUAUUAUCUCUCAUGAAAAUUGGCCUGGCGGUAGCGAUCCAGGACCGUGGGACAUUGCCCUAAUGAGAGUUACCACACCCUUCACCUUGACUUCUUCCGUCCAACCUGUUGGACUUCCCAACCAAGGUGAUAAUGUAUCUGGAUCCGUCGUUAUUUCUGGAUGGGGAAGGACUUCAAGUUCAGUUUCCACUCUCCCAAGGACUCUACAAUACGUCAACUUAGAAAUUCUUCCAAACAACCAAUGCGCUAUUGAUUUAAUCAGUGUAUUGGGAUAUUCCGAUCCUUUGGACAGUUCGAUGAUUUGUACCAGUGGACGACGAUAUGAAGGAACAUGCAGUGGUGAUUCUGGUGGCCCAUUGGUCCAAGACGGCGUCCAAGUGGGUGUUGUCUCCUGGGGUAUCACACCAUGUGGUAACACUAUUGCUCCAUCGGUCUUCACAAAGGUUUCUUCCUAUUCCGACUGGAUCAACGAGAGAUUGUAAAAUCAAUAUGAUCCACACCUUUGAAAGGCAUUUACUUCUGAGAAUGUAAUUAAAUGUGCUAGCAAAUCGAAGCAUUAAAUAAAAUCACCAUAAGUAAACAAU